CCGGCGGGACAGAGCGCAGAGAGCCGCCGCCCGGCCGGGCGUGGAUGGAGGUGGCCGAGCCCGCGCGGCGCCGGCAGUGAACCGCGGAGUGGCCGCCCCUCAGCGGACUCGCCAUGGAGGAGGAGGGCAUCAAGGAGGGCGGCGAGAAGCCUCGGGGAACACGGACUGCAGACAAGGCUGGCUGGAUCAAGAAGAGCAGUGGGGGCCUCCUCGGACUCUGGAAAGACCGCUAUCUGCUCCUCUGUCAGGCCCAGCUGUUGGUCUAUGACAAUGAGGAUGAGCAGAAGUGUGUGGAGACGGUGGAGCUCGGCUGCUAUGAGAAGUGCCAAGAUCUCCGGGCCCUCUUUAAACGAAAACACCGCUUUAUUCUGCUUCGAUCACCAGGAAACAAGGUCAGCGACAUCAAAUUCCAAGCACCCAGCGGGGAGGAAAAGGAGUCCUGGAUCAAAGCUCUCAACGAAGGGAUCAACCGAGGCAAGAACAAGGCUUUUGAUGAGGUAAAGGUGGACAAGACCUGUGCCCUGGAGCACGUGACAAGAGACCGGGUGCGCGGGGGCCAGCGCCGCCGCCCACCUACAAGAGUCCAUCUCAAGGAGGUAGCCAGUGCUGCUUCUGACGGACUUUCGCGCCUGGACCUCGAUGUUCCGGACAGUGGGCCACCAGUGUUUGUCCCCAGCAAUGAUGUCAGGGCCACCCAGCCCCGGGAGAUACCCCGACCCCCCAUGCCUCCUACCAAGCCUUCCCCAGUGCCUGAGACUACCAACCUUGGUGACAACCUUUGUUCUGCGGGGGAAAGAGCCCCAACCCCUGCUCCAGCUAGCUCUGAGGCCCACUCUGAGGGCCGGGAAGACUCAGAGACUCCGGUAGGGGAGGACAGCUCUGAACAGCCCUUCAAAGCGGUCCUGCCUGACAAACAGAAGGUGAGCUGGGAGAACCCCAGCCCUCAGGAGCCUUUUGACCAUGAAAGUGCAGCCCCAUCCCAUGGGCUCUGUUCUGACACAGCUGAGGCCGCACCCAAAGAGAGUGGGAAACCGCCUACGCCCCCACCCAAGAUCUUAUCGGAUAAACUGAGAGCCUCCAUUAGGGGGAUGGAGGCUUCUGGACCAGCGCCAAGAACCAGGACCUCUGAGACCUCUGCCCUGAGCCCAGCGCAGGUCUCAGUGAAUGGUGUAGAUGAUGCUCCCGAGACUGCCAAGCCAUCCCAGGCUACGGGCACCCCAGGAACUCCCCCAGAAGAUGCAGAAAAGUCCACAGCACUGCCCUUCCGGGACAUGCCACCUCGGUUCCGUCCCCGCUGCUCCUCUCUGGGAGACCUACUUGGGAAAAGCCCUCGGCGUCCACGGCAGACUGGGGAACAACUGUACCGGGCCCACCUGGAGGUGAAGGUCGCCUCGGAGCAUACAGAGAAACUUUUGAACAAGGUGCUGGGCAGUGAGCCGGCUCCUGUGAAUGCUGAAACGUUGCUCAGCCAGGCUGUGGAGCAGUUAAGGCAGGCCACCCAGGCCCUGCAGGAAAUCAGAGAUCGGGGAGAGCUGGGCCAGGAAGCACCUGGACUUCGGGAGAAGAGGAAGGAGCUGGUGACUCUGUACCGGAGAAGCGCACCCUAGGGUCUGCUGGGCCAGAGCAAGGCCCUCCUGGCCUUCCUAGUCCUUCAAGGCCCAGCCCUGCUGACAAAUGCGCUUCUGCUCAGGCUGUAGAAGGGCUGGCCAGCACAUGUGGGUUGGACCUGCAGAGACUCCUGGUAGCCUGCCCGGCACUGCCAGGUGCCUCCGUCUGGCAAUCUGGCCCAGCCUCUGCGCUCUGAGCUUGGGCUGGCAGCACACGCUCCAACCUCUGUGCUUUCGUGGUUGCUCCAGACUGCCCCAGGGCUUUGGCAUAGUGCUUGGGGUUUCUGGAGGGGGGUGUCAUCUCCGUUUUCCACCCCCAGUAGUUUACAUUCCUGACUUCUGAAUAGAGCACAGCUGAGCCCACCUGCAGCCUCCAUGUCUACGUAUUCCCAGGCAGAGAACUUCAAAGUCAGCUGCUCUCCCACCUACCUGUGCUGAGUAGCAGCUGACACAAUAGGUUCAGUUGAAUGAGACCUGGAACCCAGAAGGCCUCGUACAACAGGUGGAGGCAUCUGUGAGAAAGCCAUUUGCUGUGUGUUCCCUCUCUGAGCCUGUUUCCCAUCAUGCAAACGAAGACGUGUCCUGUAGCCCUUCCCCUCUGGUGGAUGUGAUUGGAAGGACUUGCAGAAUCUGCUAGUCGAGUUCCCACCCCUGAAAUAGUUUGUGUCAGCCUUAGGCGUCCGUCCGUCCGUCCGUGCAGAGGAGACCCGCAGAACGCCGACUGGUGUUAACACCAGAAAACACUGUGCGUAGCUCAUUCUAAACCAAGCUUCAGGAAAGAGGCUCUCCGCUUCUGUGCCUCCCUCCAUGGGUGGUUCCUCCUCAACCCAUUAGGUUCAGGAUCCCGGUCACUUCUUCAAAUGCUGAUGGGGAUGUUGGAGUUUGAAACGACUUCCCUCUGCCUUCUUCCCCCACCCCUGGCUCCAGUCCUGAUGGCUGUUCCGCCCGAACUUCCCAGUGGAAGGGAGCGUGUUCUGUGCCUUUCCUGGUCCAUGCCUGCACCCUGGGCCUGCCCCUCCCUGCCCUUCACCAUUGUCCUCAGCUCUGGGAGCACGGCCAGUCUCCAUCCUGCUGUGGCUGCGGGGCUGGGGGCCAGGACCUGUAGGUGCAGAGGCUCUGAAGGUCAUAGCCAUUCUCUCUGGGGCCUGUGGGAGAGGGAGCAGCCUCUAAGGGCCUGCCCAGGGCAUUUCUGCAUGUGCACUUUUGUUUACUGAAGGAGGGGGAAGCAGGGUCACAACUGCACAUUUUGGCCUUUUUGCACACCACGCCGUCCCCGAACACGAGUCCUGCCCACGACCAGCGCAGGUCCAGGCCUCCUGACUGUACUUUCGCGUUCACUUUGUUCCUGAGGGUAGUGGCCAGCUAUCAGGAGGGGCAGGUGUCCACUCUGUGACCUGUACUGGGCAGCAGUCUGCAGUACUGCAUGGCUUGUGAACUCCUCUUGGCCUCCUCAAACCGCAUCCCUUGGACAAAGUGCUUCAUGCCAUGGUCUGCCUCUCCUUAUCUGUCUCCAGUGUGAGCACGAAUGUCAUUUGCCCUUUCUGUCUCCCUUGGGGUACCCUCCUUCCCAAGCAGCCCUAGCAACCUGUGCUGGCCACAGUUGCUGGUUCAGCCAUUUGCUCCUGGAGACUAUAACCUCAGUUUUCUCUUCUGGUGACCAGGCUGGGCAAGAAUCUAUGGGACCAUGCCAGUCACCUAAUGCCAUUGGUUCCCAUGGAGAACCCCAAGGGGGAAAGCCAGCUUCAGGGGAGGAGGAGUGGGAACAUGGCGGGGCUGCCUUACCUGCCUCCUUGAGGAGGAUGACACUCCAUGUCUUCUGCUUGUGAAGCAUCCAUGCUUCUUGAGGUUUCGCAAUAAAUCACUUUG
This is a messenger RNA of Condylura cristata (star-nosed mole), 3473 nucleotides long. It is a transcript of the gene PLEKHO2, whose product is annotated as pleckstrin homology domain containing, family O member 2. Gene Ontology annotation, biological process: macrophage apoptotic process. The record is from RefSeq and is a predicted model, not a curated record. NCBI's taxonomy places the organism in Eukaryota, Metazoa, Chordata, Mammalia, Eulipotyphla, Talpidae. Bases 114 to 1607 code for a protein of 497 amino acids. The transcript is spliced from 6 exons.